Messenger RNA from Aureobasidium uvarum, 2520 nucleotides. The record is from the annotation of a GenBank genome assembly. NCBI's taxonomy places the organism in Eukaryota, Fungi, Ascomycota, Dothideomycetes, Dothideales, Saccotheciaceae.
AUGGANAUCGAUCCUAUGCUGCUAGAAGAAGAUCACGAAAUUGAUCCCGCCUUGCUCGAUGAGGGGGACAAUGUCGACUCCUCGCAAUCACAAGAGUACGAGAUUGAUCCUGCGCUACUUGAAGAAGAACAUGAGAUCGAUCCUGCACUGCUUGCAACGGGACAUGAUGGUCUUCAAUCGAACAGUCAUCCUAGGCCAUUACAGACCGACGAGGCCAUGUUCGAAGCCCCCGAGCCCGACGCCUUUUCAGUCGCUGACGAUGAAGAGAAUGGCCGACGGAGCGUUGAAGAAGAGAUUACAGCUGUAGUGGAUGAGUCCAUGGAAGACGAACCUUUGGUCACUCGUACCGAUGACGAAGCCACCGCUCAGGUCAAUGAAGCUCCUCUCAAAUUUGAGGUUCAACAGAGCGUCGAAAUGGGUCCUGAAAUCGUGGAACAGCCCAGAAUAGAAACCAUGCAAAAAGAAGCAUCCCCAGCAUCUGGCCCAGAAAGCGCACUGGAUGUUAAACAUGAGCAGCGUCCGUUGUCGAGCUCCAGCUUCAAGACUCUCAGCCCAACUCCAGAUGUUGUUCAAGCCCAGGCACUGGAGUCUGCUGCUCGUUCUGCAGCUCAGGAUCGUUCACCAAUCGCUUCUCAAGCGUCCGAUCAGUCCAUCGAGGAGCUUGAUCUCUCUCAGGUCGAGCCGUCUUGGACAUCUCGUCUCUCCCAAUUCUCCCAAUCACGAUCGUCACGCGCGCAUACCCGGAGCGAAACCAUCCCAGACAGUGCUGACGAGGAAGUGACUGACCUGGAAACAGAGAACAUCGAUUCUUCUGAUAUGAAUGCAAGCCCAGAACCAGCGACCCAAACUUUGUCAUCACAGGGUGUCCGAGGAGAGACGAUGGUACUGCCAUCACAAGAGCUGGGCACUGCUCUCUCUCAGUUCCAGAAGCAGGCAUCUGGUCCUUCAGCUAUGCAGUCGCAGCUUGCCGCCAUAGAAGAGACACCACCCCCUGAUGACAGAGGCGCUGCGGAGGAGAUGAGAUCGCAAGUUGGUCUCGACGACGAAUUGCUCGCAGACUAUGUACAGGUUGCUCCUGAGCCCGAGGUAGUCCCAACACCUUCAAACCUACAAACAGCGCCUUCAACUCCCACAAGUACGAAGAAGCCGGCAAGACCAUUGACGUUGUUCAGAGGUCGAAAGUCAGCUGGGCCGCGGUUGUCGAUUGAGGGUGAUGAACAGCAGGCUGAAAAAAUGAAGCAACAAGCCCUAGACAGCGAACAACAGGUUGUGCAAGAUGAAGUGAUGCGAGAUGUGUCUUCUCAAGGACCGAAGCCGUCUGAGACGAUCGAGAAAGUGACGGUAGGCACGACUGACAACGACAACCAACCCCAGAAUGAGACCGACGCUGGUCUGAUGUUGACGUCUUCUGAAACUUCUGAAGGUCAGCCGCAAACUGCACAAGGACCGCAAGAGGUUACUGAAACCACGUCCGCUACGGGAGUCCUUGACCCAGAGCCUUCCACCGUAGUCGAAAAACUAGAACAAGCCUCCAGUGACUUCCAGAUCAAGCCAACACUCAAGCCAUUUGCAGAGGUCGAAGCAUCACUUUUCGGAACACCUGUCAAGGACCGAACGACUGCGCCUCAGGAGCCUCAAUCCGCACCAUCCCAAUCCUGGCGUGACGCACUAAGCUCCAAGAUGAGCGAAGUGCCCGUCAUCGGCACCUGGUUCACGCCUCGACGCACCACUGAGAUCCAGAAAGCAGCCACCGAGCACAAAGCCACGACCUCUGGCACUUCAUUUGUGCAAGACACACCAACAAAGGCUGCAGCUGUGUCCUCUCGCGACAGGCAAAAGUCGAUCUCGCCCCCUCCACUACAACGCUACGCAUCCCAAGGUACAUCGACGUCCCUGUCGUACUUUACUCCUCUAGCGGGACUCCAUCAGCAUCUCAACCAGCAAUCUUCUCUUAUUGAUAUUGUUGCUGUCUGCACAGCCGCCACCAGCACAGCGGAACGGGCCAAGUCGGGUCCUAAAGAUUACUACACGACAUUCAAAGUCGUUGACCAACCACUUCACGAGUACAACACCGCCUCACAGGAGACCUCCGAGGGCGAAAGCGUAAAAGACGUCAGAGUCGAGGUCUUUCGUCCCUUUAAACAANNAAGUCUACCAAAAGCUUUACCAGGAGAUGUUGUCUUGCUCCGGGGUUUCGUAGUGAGAUCUCGCAACCACAAGAACUAUCUCUUGUCCACUGCGGCUAGUGGAUGGUGUGUAUGGCGUUACGGUGCGUCCCCUGUGUCCACUCUGGAUUACGAAGAUCAAGAAGAGGAAGAUGAUAGACCUGUAUGGGCUAGAAAGGGCACGAGUCAGAGAAUUGGUGAUGACGGCGUGCGAGAAGAGGUUACUGGCCCGCCAGUCGAAAUCGGAGAAGAGGAGAGGGAGAAUGUUGUGAUGGUCAGGACAUGGUGGGAGGGUGUGCACAAGAAAGGCAAAGAGAAACAAACAGACGACUAUGAUGUUAUCAUGAUUGGUUAG